ACCUGUAACGGGCACCUGCUGUUUGCAAGGGUAUAAGCGACGCGAGCUGGGGUGGCAACUGAACUGUCGGAAAUAAUUAUACCGGAACAGAAAUGGGAGAUACUUUGUUUUUCAACGGCCACCAGGCUAAAGCCCCUUACCAUGUCAACUAUCCACCCACCGUCCCCAGGUACCCGAGCUCACAGGAAAUGUUCAGGAGGGACAGUCCAGAUAAGUACACAACACUAAAGAGGGAGAGAGUAUCUUACCAGCACUGGACUGACAAAUGGUACGACAAUGGCUACCCGACUCUCCAGCGCCGGGAGCUGCCAAAACGUUCAGACAGACACGAGCCUUGCAGUCAGCCAUGGCAAUACAAUAUUGGCACCUCGGCCGUCAGUCGGUGGACCAAAGACGGCAAGGAUUGGCCGGUGUCUCCGCAAUACCUCACCCAAGGCAGACCCCCAACCGAGGCCACGCGCGCACGUGGUAUCAACCGUCUGUCCCUUCCCCGCGAAGAAAAUUUGUACCCGUUCUCCAACUACAUGACGUCACAGUAUAGAAAACCAGUGUAUUCCGUAUUUGGACAUCUACAGAGAGAUAAGGUUUACGGCGUUACUCACCAACACAACCGACACGGAAACAUGCCAUUCGAAGAUUACUACUAAAUAUUAAGGUUCCACGUAUUUGUUCUAGUAUAUUUUUGACCCUUCGACGAAAAAAAAACCCACGACUUAAAUUGAAGGUAAACCUAUAACUGUAUACAAAAUCAAACCCUUUUGGAAAAACGUUGUUACAGAGUUCAUAACAACGUAAACGUAAAAAACAAAAACCCAUUCACCCCUACACAUCUAAACUGGAGUUACCCAGUCUUUGAUUUGGUAAGGUUCAAAUUUGACUUUAAGGGGUGGAUGGGUUAAAGCAAACAAUGAUUUCAUAUUUUAAUUGUCAAAUGAAAAGUCAAAGGGGACUCUUAAGCUCAUAAGACUCACAGCUGAUAUUGCCGAUAUUCAGGUCGGCAAAGCUGUAUUUUAUUUAAUAUUCCUCAAUAGUUUGGAUAGAGAUAUUAGAACACAUUUUCUGUCAUUUUCUUUUAUUUAGAAAUAAGGACAAGUAGUAUUGAGUAAAUAGCCUAGCCGCCAACUUAACAAAAUGAUUAGGAUAUUUUUUAUACAAAUCCUUUUAUAUUGAAUAAGGUUAGUGGGGGUUUUUCUCACUACAAUUUUGUUUAUUCAUGAGCAUCAUACUGUUGUAUCUGUCAUUGUAUUAGUUUGAAACAAUACAAAUAUACCUAUACAUACAUACAUGCAUCCUCGACACUACGUCAUGGGUUCCACUCACUUUCGUUUGGUGCAGGGAGCAAAAGUGAGCAUAACCCCUGGAGUAUGGAGGAUAACAUACAAUGUACAUGUAAUUUACUCUAUAUUCCCCUGUGGUUGUAAGUUAGGGUUUCGGGGCGUUUAUAUGUUUGGAAUACGGGCAUGUGUGAAAGUAUAUUCAUUAUACAAUACACGUUUUUGUUAUGUAAAUAUAUUCCCAAAAAUAACUCUAUUUUUUGAAGAUUUUGUUUUUGUUUUGCAUUAAAAAUACCUCUUGUACACUUAAUCUGUUGACCAUAUGGACAACCUGAAAAUGUCUAGUCUAUUCCAACACAAGACAUUGAGUCUACUCUAUUUGACAUGAUGUUGUCACAGCUAAGACCUUAUAUCUGGAAAGUAUCUUGGUAUUUGACAUUUCCCAUUUUGUACUUAAGAUCUGGACUUUGUGUAAGUGCAAAAAAAUCCCACUUAAUACCUAAUACGUUGACAUUUUGUUGAUUUUUUUUUUUUGCCCUAAGACCUAACAUUUCGACAUUAUAUUAGUGUAAAAUAUUUCCCACCUAAGAAUCUAUAUAUGGACUUGGUGUCCGUGUAAGGAUCCCUGUCCUACUGCACUGGUUUUUCCCUAUAUGCAGUUACCUCCCCUGAAUUUUCCAUUUUGAUACACUUCUGUUUACCAGGUAGCUCAAUCAGUAAGAGCGAUAGUAUAUCAAUCUGAAGUCCAGGGUUCGAAUCUGCUGAAUUCUUACACUCAGAAUACUGUUGAUUGUAUUUUAUUUAUUUCGUCUUUACUAUUUCUCAUAAAAGUCCCGCAAUAUGUAGUUUUCUUUUCGGAAAUGUUUUAUCAAAGCAAUAGUCAUUCCGGGAAAAAAACUCUUUCCAAUGUGUUGUUACAUUUUUUUGGCAGAGGUACGGGGACCCUUAAGACCUAAUAUCAGGACAUAUUGUCAGUAUAAACUAUUUGCAGACGUGAGGUCAGUCUGAAAAUUCUAAUCAUAAUUUAAAGCUGUUAGACAAGUUAGCUAAAUUAGUUUUUUGUAUUAAGGUUUGGUCAAUUAGUAAAAUUAAUUUAGUCUUAUAUUUUGUGGUGUUUUAUGAUGUUAAGAGUGAUUGUUUUGACACGUUGUAUUGUUAACAUUAUAAUCAUUUGUGAUAACACUGGUUUUCUUUUCUGUAACAAAAAUAUAUUUCUACAUAUUUUUGUAAAUUAUAUUUCUUUAUACUUUGUUCACUAGUCUGAACUGUUUUGUUCAAACUACAUUUGUUGAUUAUAUUUCAAAUUCUAUGCACAUCUUUGCUCCUCACAAAGUGUUGAUAUAUGUAAUCUUUUAAUCAGAAUUUUUAAUUUUACCACUUAUUAAUAAAUAUUUUGUUACUUCUUUUUUUAAAUGAAUUGUGAUGGUGAUGUUAAUCAAUUGUAUUGCUGGAGUAAUUUAACCCUUUCACCCCUAUGUAACUUUAGUGAAUUAUUCCAUGCAUUGAUCUGGAAGAGUCCAUUAUCAGGUAUACAUGGGCGAAAGAGCUAAGGACUUACUUCACCUGGUGUUAAUGAGUGUAAAGAAGAUAACUCUUAGUAGAGAUUGUGUAAUGUCAUACAGUUCUGUGUAAUCAAUCGGACUUGUUAAUGAGUGUAAAGAACGAUAACUCUUGGUAGAUAUUGGGUAAUGUCAUACAGUUCUGUGUAAUCAAUCAGACUUGUUAAUGAGUGUAAAGAACGAUAACUCUUGGUAGAGAUUGCGUAAUGUCAUACAGUUCUGUGUAAUCAAUCAGACUAUCCAAAUGUUAACCCUUUCACCCCUAGGUAACUUUAGUAGACUCUACCUUACUUUUAUCUGGAUGAGUCCAUUGUGGUCCACAGUGGUGAAAGGGUUAAGCAUAGUAUGACUAUUUCACGAAAUACGUGUUGUAGACUGUAUUUCCUGUCGUGGAACGAUUUCCUCCCGGUAAACUUUGAAGAAGAAAAUGGAGAAUGGUAAAAACAAUAGCGGGCAAUCCAGCAUACAGUUUCUGCGGAGAAAUCUGCGGUUCAGUUUAACAUUUUCUACCAAAUCUAGUUCUUACUUGGUGCAUAUUUCUCCCUGUAAAUCACAGUCAGUAGCGUCAGCAUCAUGGUAAGAACAUUUCAUAAUCAUGUUAUAAUGAUGUGUUUUGUUGAUAAUAAUAAAUAUUUCUAGAAUAGA
This is a messenger RNA of Mizuhopecten yessoensis (Yesso scallop), 3478 nucleotides long. RefSeq lists its product as uncharacterized. The record is from RefSeq and is a predicted model, not a curated record. The coding region runs from base 93 to 647 and encodes 184 amino acids. The transcript is spliced from 3 exons. Lineage: Eukaryota; Metazoa; Mollusca; Bivalvia; Pectinida; Pectinidae.